AUGCCAUGUUAUAUCGAUACGAUUGUAAAAAUUAUUCAAGUUUGUCAAUCUGAUAAUUUAACUCGUGUAUGGGAAAUAGGCAUUUAUCCGGUUGAGUGUGAAGAUUGUGAACUAGAGAUGGUUCUUUUCGUUCCUAUAAAUGAUCAUGAGAGAGAUCCUAAUUCGCAAUCUGUUUUUGUAACAAAUGAGUAUUACAGUAUGACUGUCGCGACAUCUACGCACCUUACGAUCCGAAGAGAUUCUGGUUCAAACAGUAUCGUAAAGGAUAAUAUUGGUCAAUAUGAUAGUUUUACUGUUAAGAUUGUAUUUCCAUAUCGUAAUAAUCGGUUUAAGCAUUUAAUGAAUUCUAUUCAACUAGAUGAAUCAGUACUCUUUGUUGUAGGACAAAAGGAAGUUAUACAAGGAGAUUUAUACUCAUAUGCUGUCGAGACUUCUUUUAUUAAUGUUUAUUCUGCGGAUAAAAAAAAACUUCAUGUUCUCAAACUACACCAGG
This is a messenger RNA of Racocetra persica, 493 nucleotides long. The record is from the annotation of a GenBank genome assembly. Lineage: Eukaryota; Fungi; Glomeromycota; Glomeromycetes; Diversisporales; Gigasporaceae.